CUGACCCGGAAGAGGAAAGCGCAUGUGUGGAAAUCCACCGGCGGCGGGGAGGCUUUUUAUGAUCUCCUCCGACUACGGCGGCCAUGCAGAGAGAGGAGAAGCAGCUCGAGCUAUCCUUGGAGGCUCUCAUCAAUCAAGUGGCUGACUUGAAAAAUUCAUUGGUCAGUUUCAUUUAUAAGCUGGAGAACGAAUAUGACCGACUGACCUGGCCUUCAGUGCUAGACAGCUUUGCUCUUCUCUCUGGGCAGCUGAACACCCUGAAUAAAGUGCUGAAGCAUGAGAAGACUCCGUUGCUGCGCAAUCAAGUCAUAAUUCCAUUAGUGCUCUCCCCAGACCGUGAUGAAGAGAUAAUGCGUCAGACAGAAGGAAGAGUGCCAGUGUUUAGUCAUGAAGUCGUACCUGAUCAUCUACGAACCAAGCCUGAUCCUGAGGUAGAAGAACAAGAGAAGCAAUUGAGCACAGAUGCAGCUCGAAUUGGAGCUGAUGUGGCACAGAAACAGAUCCAAAGUCUCAACAAAAUGUGUUCAAACUUGUUGGAGAAAAUCAGCAAAGAAGAUCGAGAAUCUGAGAGUGGAGGCUUACGACAGAACAAGCAGACAUUCAACCCUGCUGAUACCAAUGCACUUGUUGCAGCUGUGGCCUUUGGGAAGGGACUGUCAAAUAGGCGUCCACCAGGGGUGGCUGGCUCUGUCCAGUCUGGUCAACAAGGUGCCAACACUAUUAUAACAGGUGCUUCUGCCAUGCAGCAGGUACAGAUGUCAGGAGCAUCAAACCAGCCACAGCCCAUGCUUGGAGGAGUGCAGAUACCACAAGCAGGCCAACCAGGUAAGAUGCCCAGUGGCAUAAAAACCAAUAUUAAAUCUGCUUCAAUGCAUCCAUAUCAGAGAUGAGGAGGAGGAAGCAUUCUGGCCAGUUGCUGCUCCUGGACUUAAUUUCAGUGACUUCAUUUCUUCACCUCACUUUCAGCAGUGAUAUUCGUUGUAUUUGAGAUUUUGUUCAGAUAAAGUAUUUACAUGGUUACAUUCAUCAUCUGAGAUGCAAGAAAUGUACAUGAAUCAGAAGACCAUACUCUUCAUAUAGUAUGGCACAAGAAGAACAUACCUUCCCACCGUUGGCAAGAAGAGAUAUGUGUAUUAGUCAAUCUCAAAGGUGAAGCAGACCCUUACUGUAUAACCUUAUACCAAUAAGAAACCUGAUCACUUCAGGGAAUGUGUUUCAUUGAACUUUUUAUUGGAUGAUGGUGGAAGAGAUGUAUCAGAUGUAUGAUUGAACAUUUUAUGUACCAUUAAGCUAAUUUUGUUUAAUAAAGACUAGGUGCUGUGCCUUGUAUAACCUUGAUGUA
Molecule: messenger RNA, 1342 nt
Organism: Pogona vitticeps (central bearded dragon)
Lineage: Eukaryota; Metazoa; Chordata; Lepidosauria; Squamata; Agamidae
Gene: MED8
Product: mediator complex subunit 8
Biological process (GO): regulation of transcription by RNA polymerase II
Cellular component (GO): core mediator complex; mediator complex
Molecular function (GO): RNA polymerase II cis-regulatory region sequence-specific DNA binding; transcription coregulator activity
Source: RefSeq, a predicted model, not a curated record